GCCCGCCCGCGCUCCCGGGAAGUCUCGCGAUGCGGUAGCCGGCUGCUCCUGCUGCGGGUGGCUCUGGCUGUUGCUGUGGUUGCCGGAGUUGCGGCGGCAGUGGCGGCGGCGGCGCUGGCGGGGGUGGCGGCCCCGGCGGAUGUUGACAUUGUGUUGUUGUUCCUGCCCACGGUAAUGGCGGCGGCGGCGGCGGCCGGGACCGGGUCUCCUCAGUAGCCAGAGCCGACCCUGCCGAGCGCCAGCUCCGCGGCCUCCGCGCCCGCAGCCUCGCCAGCCGUUCCCCGCGGCCGCUCCAGAGCCAGGGCCCCGGGCGGGGGGCUCGCAGGCGCGGGAUGGCGGAUUUCGAUGAGAUCUACGAGGAGGAGGAGGACGAGGAGCGGGCCCUGGAGGAGCAGCUGCUGAAGUACUCGCCCGACCCGGUGGUGGUCCGCGGCUCCGGUCACGUCACCGUAUUUGGAUUGAGCAACAAAUUUGAAUCAGAAUUCCCAUCUUCAUUAACUGGAAAGGUAGCUCCUGAAGAAUUUAAAGCCAGCAUCAACAGAGUUAACAGCUGUCUCAGGAAGAAUCUUCCUGUGAAUGUGCGGUGGUUGCUUUGUGGCUGCCUGUGCUGCUGCUGCACGUUAGGCUGCAGUAUGUGGCCAGUUAUUUGCCUCAGUAAAAGAACACGAAGAUCGAUCGAGAAGUUAUUAGAAUGGGAAAACAAUAGGUUAUACCACAAGCUGUGCUUGCACUGGAGACUGAGCAAAAGGAAAUGUGAAACGAACAACAUGAUGGAAUAUGCUUUGUGCUGGAUUCUUCCAGACAAAUGCGUCUUCCAUGUGGGCCAGUGUUCUGCUAAAUGCUCUCCGUUCUCCCUUUGCAAUCAAGACGAUGUUGCUAAGGAGAUUUCGCUUUUAUUGGUGCCAUUGGAGCUCUGAGCGAGUGACGCCAUCCGAAGCUGCUUGAAGAAGUGCAGCAUGUGAAAGCCCGAAAGACUGCUGUGGGGUACAUGUUUACAUGUGGGGUACAUGUUUACAUGUGGGGUACAUGUUUACACUUACCUUGUUCAGACCCUGUUCACAUGUUAACACAAACCAUGUGUUAUCUACAGUUGGUAGCAUGCUGGCCUAGCAUGCAUGAGACCCUGAGUUCAAUCACCUGCACCAUAUAAAUGGAAUUUAUAAACCCAGCACUGGGGAGGUGGAGGCAGGAGUAUCAGAAGUUCCAGGUAAUCCUCAGCUGUACAGUGAGUUCAAAGCCAGUCUGGGAUACGUGAAACAUGAAGAAUAAUGGAAACAUGAAAAAUUGCUAUAGCCGUCUGAGGAAAUUAAAAGUUGAUCCCAAAGGAAGCCCUUUGUAUCUACUGAGGUAUUUAGAGAUGAAAAUUCUAAUAGUUCGUUAGUUCGGCAAAAGAAAACCAUAAACUGAUGGCUCGUUAGUAGCCAGUGGUGCAGCAAGGUAAGCAGACCAUCUUGUGUCGCUGGGGAGUAGAAAUCUAGUUCCUCUGCCAUCAUCUUCAGUACAUUUCCCUCUGUGGGAGACGCCUGCUGACCACUGUGCUUACUCCAGAUGUUCAGACCAGACGUGGCACUUUUUGUCAGUUGUCAAGAAAUACUACAGUUUGGGGUUUUUUCCCUUAGAAUAUUUUUGCAUCUAGUUUGUCUUUCAACAUGGUAGUUCUGGCAGGAUCUGUCAGUGGUUUGUGAAUACGCUGGACCAUUUUUCUGUCACAUAAAACUAAAUGUAGUUUAUGCAGUAUAGCUCAGCUUGCUAGCUUAGCAUGUCCAAGGUCCUGUUUCCAGUCCUCGGCCUUCAUAAAACAAGCACACUGGCCCACCUGUAAUUCUGGCACUUGGGAAGUAGGGACAGGAAGAUUAGAAAUUCAGGGUCAUCCUUGGCUAUGUGGGGUUCAGAGUCAGCCUAGGUUAGAGAUCUUAUCUCAGAAAAUAAAGCUAAAGUUAAGAAUUCUAAGAAUAAUGAAAACACAGCUAAGGAUUGGAGGUGAAACAAGGUAUUUUAUGUGUGUUAAGAACUUAAAGAUUUUUCUGAGACUCAGUCUAAAAUUUUUACACUGGGGGAGUCCAGAAUCCUAGGGAGACAUUCCUCUCCAGGGCUGUAAGCUGUGCAUGGCACAGUUUCUUCUCUUCAGAAAAUGAAACAACAAACCCACCCAUCUCACAAAGAUAUGUAGAAUUUGACGGGCAUUAUUUCAAGGUUUUGAGCUCUGCAGAGCCAGCUUUCCAUCGCAGCCUACUCCUGGUAAUUUUUCUGGGUGGAGGCAGCAUGAGGGAUCAAGCCUCCGCCCUUAUGUGUGUACGAAGCAAGUACUCUACCACUCAGCUAUAGACCCCAUCCUGUUGGGUUAAAACUUUCUGGAAGGAAGUAAGAAUAAAUCAAGCACUCCGCCUUGA
Molecule: messenger RNA, 2390 nt
Organism: Alexandromys fortis (reed vole)
Lineage: Eukaryota; Metazoa; Chordata; Mammalia; Rodentia; Cricetidae
Gene: Chic2
Product: cysteine rich hydrophobic domain 2
Exons: 7
Coding region: 333-917 (194 amino acids)
Cellular component (GO): plasma membrane; Golgi-associated vesicle
Source: RefSeq, a predicted model, not a curated record